AUGGAACAAGGUCUUCAAGCAAAGCUCAAAAAAGACUUUUUGAGUGCAUCUACAUUCAACAGUGCAGAAACUUUGGUGCCCAUCGCCAACUGUGACAGUAAAAAGGAUCUCAUCCUGGACAUUACCAGACUUUUAAUAGAUAUCUCGGAUUUGGUUCCAAAACCGUUUGCUAUAGAUAUGGCAUCUAUUUUGAAAUUAGUUAUAAAAAAGGCAGAAAGUGCUGUGGAAAAUACGAAGUACUGUUAUGAUUUAGUUGUUAGGCUGAUUUGUGCUGCAGAAACUAUCGUUAUGGGAUUAAAGAAUAAACCACAUGGCUAUGAACUCGGACCAGAAAAUCUUAGAAGAUUCCAAACUAUGUUACAAAGAACACUAGAAUGGAUAGAAAAGUUUCAGGACUCCAAAAAGUCAAGAAAAAUCUGGAAUUUAUUAACUUCAGACAAG
Messenger RNA from Dentiscutata erythropus, 441 nucleotides. Lineage: Eukaryota; Fungi; Glomeromycota; Glomeromycetes; Diversisporales; Gigasporaceae. The record is from the annotation of a GenBank genome assembly.